AAACCGAUGCGUAAAAUUAAUUCUUACUAUUUUCAUCAAGAGAAAAAACCCAGGGAAAAUACAGUAAAUUUUUCAUUUAUAAGGAUAAAUUUAUAUUGGUAUAAUACAAUGUUUAGUUAAAAUUGGAAUCUAUUAUAUCGAGAAUUUAGUCGUGUCCCAUAGCGCCCCCUAUGAUCUGGGCAAAACAAAAUGUUACCCUGUUGUGUUUAGGAUAGCAUGAAGACAUGUUCGAAGCAGUGAAAGACAUAGAGCUCAUGGAAAUAAGAAGAAUGACUUGAGAUAAUAGGACUGUAGGCAUGGCUGUUCAAGAGAAGUCGAGUAGAUUCAUAGAUUACUUUGUAAUCUGUGGACUGGAUGAGACAUGCGAGUUGGAACCGGACAAACUGUCAGGAGACCUUCAGCAAAGCCCACCGCUGGAACGUCGGUACAAGUCAAAAGUUCUUGCCCAUUUUCCUGAGUCGUUGCCAUCGAAUCCUUUUGACGAAAAUGCAAUUGGAAUGUUGUGCCUGCCUAGGGGUCUUUCCUUCAAGACACAGAGAGAUUCGAGGCAGCCGAAGUUUCACUCCUUUCUUAUCACGAGAGAGGACGGGUCUCGAAGCUAUGGGUCUGCCCUGGUGUUUUACGAGGAGGUCAGCACCAAGGCGGUGGUGGACACGAUGCAGACAUUGUACGUCAUGCACCAGGCCAACACAGUGGUCAAGUUUUCGCUGGAUAGCCCAGAGCCUGUGAAGAAGAUCUUGUCUGAUCGGAAAGAGAAGCAAGGCUCGUUCGAUGCCAAUAGAGAUCGGCUGUAUGUCAGCAAAUGCAUUUGCCUUGUCACACCCUUACCAUUUGUAAGGUCAUGCCAACUGUACCUACAGCAGAUCUAUGAAGCGUCGCAAAAGCCAAGCGAAAUAACCUUGACCCUGGAGUCGUAUGUGUUCAACCUGAUCUACGAUGUGCCGUUGCCGCCGCCCGGGAGAAGCAUGAAGUUCUUUGCGUGCUCGAAUCCGAUCUACGUGCUCAGGCCAAGUGGCGGUGAACUCCCGAUGUUUGACUUCUCGCUCUACGACAUGUUCAAGCUGCUGGGCGUGGACAACAUUGUGGACAUCCUAAAGUGUGUCCUGCUGGAGCAUCAGAUUCUGCUCUACUCGUCAGAUUACCAGCGGCUGAUGCUGGUGGCAGAGGGCGUGUCGGUUCUGGCGUUUCCCUUCCAGUGGCAGCUCGUGUACGUUCCCAUUCUCCCCGCCUCCAUGCAGCAUUUCCUGGACGCCCCAGUGCCGUUCAUUAUGGGCCUUUACCGACCGAGAAAUUCGGACAAGUCUCAGCUUGUGUUGCCAUCAGAGGCUAACAUGUGCUUUGUGGACAUAGACAACAGAGAGCUGGAGGUCCCUGAAGAUUUGCCCACAUUUCCUUACCAGUCUGAUCUGAAAUCGGAGCUCACACAGGUGUUGAAUAAAUACCAGACCCUGAUUGGAGCGGAGAAAAUGUGUCGCAGUUAUCCCACCACGCCACGUCGGGAUUCGGGUCCAAAAGCGGGUCAGACAUUACGUCCGGACGAGCAGUCGACGGCGGGUAGCUGGCCCAAUUCCCCCAAACGGAAAGAUGUCCUCCAGCAGAGUGAGGCGUGGAAAAAAAUCUCCAGCCUGGCCAAAAAGACGGGUGUGUGGGACUCGAUAGAAGACAUUGUUCUCGAGGAUUCCAGCCCGGGCGAGAAGGAAAAGCAGAAAGAUUUCAGCCUGUCGCCCCCGCAGAGCUCCGACUACGACGGCAUGCCGGUGCCGGAGAUAAACGACCUGAAAUUCAACAACACCGUGAGAGAAAUAUUCCUGAACUGCUUCGUGCACAUGUUCGCGUCGUAUGAGAACUUUGUUAUCUUCCCCUCGCAGGACUUUGAGUCCUGGCUGAGCAAUCGGGAGAGCAUGCACACUUUCGACAAAGCGGCCUUUCUCAGCGACCAGCCGGCGGCCCACCUGCCUUUCCUGUCGGCCUUCACGGAGACGCAAAUGUUCACCUCGCUCAUGGACAACAAGAUUGUGUCGCAGUGGGAGGCUCCUGAGCCUUCGCUCCGCCUCUUUGACUCCAGGAUAACGGACCUCCGGGGCGCGGCGGGUGGGGAACCUCGAAUCAUCACAUACAACCCUUGUUACACGAUAGAAGACACAGAGCAGUAUAUCGAACGCAGGGCAAAACAUGUCGACUACUGUGCCAACCGUCCACACGAAAUCGCCAGCCACACCUCGCCCAGCCAGUACGUUGCUGGGGUUUUCCCCUUGCUCAGCAAAGAACUACUUAAUUCAGAGCCAGCCAACUCCAAGUCCAAGUUCCGAGAGAACGCCAAAUGGAGGAGAAAAGAUCGUCAGAUGCAGCACAAGGAACAUCUUCAGGCAAACGUCGACCCGGACACGCAGGAGUUUGUCGUCGCGGAAAUGCACGCCAAGCUAUGGCUUCAAUACAAAAGAGUUCGCCAGCCCCAGAUCUCGGACAUGUCAGCGGCCGGAGUGGCACAGACCAACUGGAAGUUUGUGGAGACUUUACUCAAGGAGUGCAAGAUAAAGACCAAGAAGAUGUUGGUGGACAAAAUGGGUCAGGAGGCGGUGGAACUGGGUCACAGCGAGGCCAGCAUCACAGGCGUGGAGGAGAACACGCUCAUUGCCAGUCUGUGCGACCUGUUGGAGAGAAUCUGGUCACAUGGUCUGCAGACCAAGAAGGGUAAAUCUGCGGUUUGGUCGCACUUGCUGAGCUACCAGGAGGUGGAGGAGUGCAACGAAAACAACAAACCAGUAGAUCCGAACCUGUUGGCCCCAGGUCUCCCCAAGAGGAAUAGCUUGAUCGAUCUCAAAUCGUUGGUAGAUGGCUCUAUCACGAUUCUCGGACGAUCCAUCUCGCUGAGCAAUCUGUCCACCAUCGGUCUGGACUCGGACAAAGAGAAGCCACCGGAGAAGACGCAUCGUCGACGCAGCAGCCAGGGGAGGAUAGAGCUGCCCGUGCUACGUCCCAUGCCCAAGUCGCUGCUCAUUGACAUGAAGAAAAUCCAGCAGAUGUCAGACAUCCACACGGAUGUGGGUCAGACCCGGGCCCUGGUGCGGCUGGCCUUAGAGAGGAAGAUGUUGUCCACUCACCUAAAGCAGCUGCUGGCAGACACGGACCUGCUCAGGAGCCUGUACAAACGCUAUGCCUUCCUGCGCUGUGAGGACGAACGAGAGCAGUUCCUCUACCAUCUGCUCUCACUCAAUGCUGUUGACUUCUUCUGCUUCACCAACAUGUUCCCCAACACUGUGGUUCCGUACCGCGUGCUGAUCUACCCGAGCACCAAGCUGGGCUGCUCCACCACCAGCGCCCGCGUCUGGGUCUCUGUGGCCGGACAGCUCUCCGAGACGGGGCUCAUGGAGGUGCCCAAGAGUCUGCUGGAGCUCAAGUUUGACCACAAGAACCUGGGUGUGUUGACCACUCUGCGCAUCGGCCACGACAACACGGGCAUGAUGCCGCGCUGGCUGGUGGAGUACGUGCUGGUCAGGAACGAGCUCACUGGACACACCUACAGGUUCAACUGUGGCCGGUGGCUGGGGCGUGGCGUGGACGACGGGAGCACGGAGAGACUCCUGGUGGCAGAGCUCAUGCACCACACCAUUGACACGGAAGACGAAGUUGUUGUCACGUCUCCUCCUAGAACGUGUUCUCCGAAGUCGCCACGGAAACAUCAGGAUGCUAACGCUGGUUUGGCGGAGAUCCAGGAGAAUCUAGGUCAGGCUGUGAAUAAUCUGGUCAAACACUUCUAUAAACAGGAGAAGGAGCGUGGCAACAUCACGUACCUUCUGUGUGGGGACAAGGGCCUGGUGCACUGCAUGGAGCAAGUCUUUCAGUUCGGCUUCCGGUCCUCGAGGCUCUUCCGCAACAAGAUCUUCAUUUGGGAUUACAUGGAGCGUCUCAAAGUGUUCUUUGAGAAUGCCCUUUCAGUCUCCUCCUCGCGUCAGCUGUCGGAUGUGCACAAAGCUGGUUACUGGCUGUUCUGUGACCUGGUGGGCAAGAUAAACACGGCGUCGGACACAGUGGGCAAGGACGGGAAGUUCCAGGUCUUCAUCUGUGUGGGCAUCAGAAAACGUUGCCUGCACCGGUGGCUCCCCCUGAUGUCCAACACGACGGUGACGGCACAGAUGUACGAGGAGAACUCUUUCCUGCGCACGCCCUCGCACAUCAACUUUGUCAUGCACAUCCUGGACUCGCUCACAGAGUUUGACAUUCCACUGGAGGCCUCCCUGCUGCGUGGCAUUGACAUGGAACUGUAGUGGCUGUUGUUGCUGCCUGCGUGGAGUGGAUGUGUACCUGCGUAGCUGCCCUAAGUGGAUGUGAUGACCCACAGUGGCUAAGCAGGGUUGGUGUGGACCUGUGUGGCUGCUUGAAGUGGAUGUGAUGACGCAUGGCUCCACAGGGUUGGUGUAGACCUGAGUGGCUGCCCCAAAUGGAUGUGUACCUGUGUGGCUGCUUUAAGUCAAUAUGAUGACACAUGGCUCUGCAGGGUUGGUGUGUAACUGUGUGGCUGCUCAAAGUGGAUAUUAUGAUGACUCACAGUAGCUAAGCAGGGUUGUUGUGGACCUGUGUAGCUGCUCUAAUUAGAUGACAUGUGGCUCCACAAGGUUGAUGUGAAGCUUUGUGCCUGGUCUUUGAAGAUACAAUUACAGGAGGCUGUGCAUGGUUGAUGUGCAGCUGCGUGCCUGCCGUGUCUUGGAUGACAUGUUCGCACAAGCUUGGACAGAGUUGAUGUAGAGCCGCCGCUUGGCCAGAGUGGGUCAGUGUAGUUCUGCUUUGUGGCUGCGCAGGCUUUGUAUAGACUGGGCUGAGGUGGUUUAGUGCUGCGUGGCGACGCUUGGUCGAUAUAAUGCUGCGUUACUGAGCUUGGUGGAUGUUUCGCUGGAUAGACAUGGCAAUCUGUACUGAGUGCGUGGCUGCAUUCGGUUAAUAUGGCUCUUCUUUGUGGCAAUGUGGGGUCCGUCUGACUUUGUGCGGCUGUUUUAGGUCGAUGUGGCAUGUGACGAAGCAGGGUUGAUAUGCCUGAAUUUUUGCAGCAUGAUAUUGGCAAAGAUUUACACCUAUCCCUUUCAGAAAUACCGAUUUGAAACAUCUAACCAUGCUGCAUUGACAUUGAUUUCUGAUGGUCAGUGGCUCUUUAGAUUUAGGCAGAACUAUGGUCGUGUGUGAUAAAACAGCAAUCAAUGGAGAUUUUGUGGCAGUGUGGGGCACAUUAUACAUUAACCAUCAACGACUGUCGGCAACCCGUGGUUCCUUUGUGCUCAGAAACCCUGUGGAAAUGACCUUGGAAAGUUCAUAGAUUGAGUGAAGAAACUCCAAUUGUUUUACAUGGUCAUCGGUGGACAUUUUAAAAACUGAUUAAAUUUCAGAUUGGGAUAACUGAACAUUUCAACCCUCUAUACUAUCCUGCUGCUUGGCACAUGUCAAAGAAGUGAUGUGGCCAUGCUUUUUAAAUCAUGCUGUUGACAGAGAGGAAAAAAUUCCACCAUUCGAUAACUCUGGCAUCUUGCUCUGGUAUGCUUAGAAAGAUAUCGAGCCAAAAUUCAGAUGGAAUGCUAAAGAAACCAAUGUGGCUGUCGUUGAACAUUCUUCCCUCAGCAUCCUCUUAGAAAAUUAUCAGUGAAAAUCUUUUAACUCACACAGUUUUACAGCGAGUUACAAUUUGGAAUUUUUUCCCCAUAGCUGAAGUUUUAUUCAGAUGGAUCACAGUGAGGUUGUUUUUCAGGUUAGUUCUCUAAAAAUGAUCAUGGAAUUUUGUUCCCCCCCCCAUUGUUGAGUGAUUUAUUACCAAAAUCUCAAGAUCAAUCUCUCAACCAUAAGGAAAUUUGUUUUAAUGUGCAAGGGGGUCUUUCAUUUAUACAGCCAAGGUGUGGUUACAUCUUUUCAUUGUUGCAUGUCGGGGGAGCCCUUAGGUCCUUGUAAUAAUGUGUCACUCGGCUCAUGCUCUUGAUAAACUGACUCCCUGCAGUUCUUUUAUGUGCUCUGAAUCUAAGUCAAGUUUUUUUUAAAGGGUAAAUAAGGCCCCUGGCUGUUGAUGAGAUCCCGGGAUUGCAAAAGAAAGCCACUUUUUCAAUCGUGUAAUUUGUUUGUCUUUGUUGGAACAUCUAAAGGAAGUGAUGGCCUUUUGUAGAUAUGGCUGAAGAGCGUGGAUUGGAGGAGUUUCUUUCUUCGCUGUAAUUAUCCGAAAGAAUUCUUGACUAACGAUGAUGCGUUUACCUUGUUUUCUGUGAAAGAUUAUGAUGAUAACUACUAUGCAGUCUGGGCAUUUUUUCUUUUUUUUUUUCACGGGUUAUCCUGAAUAUUUUUAAACUUUCUUACCGACCGGCUCUUUGUUUCUCAUGUAUAUUUCUGUACAGAAUUGUGUGACGAUCCGGUUUUCAUGCCAUUGUGUCAUCAUUCUAGCACUCCAGCCUGUCAUUCCAUGCUGUGGCUUCUUUUUACCUGCUGUGUAUAACAUAGCGACUUUUUUGCUGUUAAACUCUUAUGAAUUUCUGAUGAAUACUUGUUCUGCUAGUUGCCAAAAUGGAUUCCUUGUCAUGAGUGGAUUGGUUAAAUACUAACAAUGUUUUUAGGAAAAAUUUUACUCAUGUAUUUGUAAGGCUGUGCUACUUUUUUUGUGGUUUAUACUUUAACGAAGUCAUAUUUUUUCUUUUAUGUGUGUGUGUGUGUGUGUGUGUGUGUUUAUCAUCAAUCAGAUAUGAGUUCCUUCUUGUUUGUAUUUUUACUUCACCAGUUGUGUGUUUGUAGCAUAUGAGCUAUAUUUUAUUUGUUUAUAUUGUUUUCUUUUUCAUUGUCUCUCCUUUAAGGGCUUGGGCACUAAACCAUAUGUACCUUUUUGGUGCGAUGAAGGAAAGCUUAUGUCUUUCUGGAGGGAUGAACCACUAACACUGCACAUUCAUGGGUUUGCACCCUGACAAAAAGUAUCUAGAGGAAAUGAUUCUGCUUGCGGUUUCUCUGAUUUUGACCAUCUUUCUUCGGACCAGCAUCAUUGGUGCGAUGAUUAGGCUCUUCGCUGUUGCCCUUGAAAGAAAUUUGUUCUCUUCUCAGUUGGAGAAGUCUAUUUUUGUGGAGUGUCUCCAUCUUUCUGCCAGGAUACUGUAUUCCUUUCAGCCUGGGCUGACCCUCACAGACAGAACCGAGGCAGCCGGCCCCCUGAAUGGUCCAAAUGUUGUCGAUAGAGGCCUAAUACAUUUUACAAUCUUACAAUCAGCCAUCCUUCUGAGAAUGUUAUGUUUUUGUUUUAGCUUGUGUCAAGAUUUCAGAGUUAAUGCAGGAUGUGGCCAGAUAUUCUGUUGCGUCAGGCAUUAGAUAUAUUUAGACGUAAGAAUUUGCGAGAUUGUGUGUAUAUAUAAGUUGCUGGACAUUGUAAAUAAAAAGUUACCAGAUUGUUUAGGGUGUUAGAAAGUGGAAGUCUGUGAAACAAGCUAACAGAUUUAACCUGUAAGAAGCUCUCAGAUUUUUCAUAUAUAAGAAGUCGGUUAAUCUUGUGUGUUUGACAGCUGAUGUAUUUCGCGAAAGAAACCAUCUGAUAGGCAGACGUGUGUGUGUGUGUUUGGAUGCCUUAGCUCAUCACCACCGUCCACUAGCCUCUUUGUUUAUUUAUCGCGACCUCAGUGCUUUCUUGUUGUAUCUCCUAUUUUUUAAACAGUGAAAACAGUUCGUAACAAUGAGUGCAGUGAGCUUAAGAAGAAGUCACAUUUUCAAUGUAAAAAAAAAUGGCGAUACGACAAGAAAGCACUGAGGUCGCGUUAUGUUUUAUAUCGGUCAUCCCAGGCCGCAGUGUCCUGCCCGCUCAAAUUCAAGACGCUGGUCCUUUCCUUGUACAAAAGCAUUCGGAAAGGAGAAACUUCUUCAUUGGCAUCUGUGGUGUAAAGAUUUGAGCACUUUGCCGUCACAUGCACGAGACCCCAAAUUCAAUUCCCGAAGAGAGAAUUUUCACGGAGUAUCUCGGUCGUUCUGCUGGUAUGUUUUGUAUCUUUCUCUGCCUGGGUUGGCCCUGACUGGCAAGGUUGAAGCCCGCCUUCUAAAUGAUCUAAAUUGUGUUUAUGGGGGCAUAAAACAUCUGCG
This is a messenger RNA of Aplysia californica (California sea hare), 8073 nucleotides long. RefSeq names its product DENN domain-containing protein 5B. Bases 297 to 4265 code for a protein of 1322 amino acids. Gene Ontology annotation, molecular function: guanyl-nucleotide exchange factor activity; small GTPase binding. The record is from RefSeq and is a predicted model, not a curated record. Lineage: Eukaryota; Metazoa; Mollusca; Gastropoda; Aplysiida; Aplysiidae. The transcript has 25 exons.